UGAGUUUUGGCAAGCCAUCAAGGGCCACAUGACAGGCAGCCAGGGGCCGGUAAAUAUUAAUUUUCUAAAUUUUUUUAGAGGCCCCAUGGACUGGAUAGAACGGUCUGGCGGCUCAUAUCCAGCCCGUGGGCUGCAUUUUGCCCACCCCUGAGUUAUAGAGUGCUACAAACUCAACUAUCAUAGGUGAAGUAGUUCUUUUGGUGACUUUCAAAGAUGCAAUUUCAGUACAGCACGAAAAGAAAGAAAUGAAAUAGAGACAAGAAAAAUGGCACCACUGAAAUGAACCUAGCCUCCCAAUAACUAAUACUUGCUUCAGUGGUUUUCCACAUCUUUACAUCACAGUUUUUUGUUCCACUAGGACAAUUCUUAGUUUUAUUUACAAAUAUUUAUAAAUAAAAAGGGAUUAUAAAUGAAUAAAUUCUGCUGAUAUAAAAAUAUCUAGGUGGAUACACCCUCUCCUUGGGAAAAGUAAAUAAUAUGCAUUUUCCCUGCACAUUUUCAGCACUGAUUCAUUCAUUAGGCUCAAAUUCUAAGCCCUCCAGCAACUCCACCUAUUGAAACAAUUUACCCAGUGGGCAUUUGGAGGAGCCUGGCACAUGAAUAAAAACAGCACAGCUUUGAUUAGUCCUCUCAAAGUGUAAAACAAAUUGCUUUGCUUACUUUUAAACUGAAGAGGAUUGCCAGAAGGUAGCUAAAGCAAUCAUGUCAAGUAAAGGUUUCCAAGGAAUCAAACAACAGGCAGAGGGAGCAGCACAAGAUGCUACAAAUGCACUGGGCCAAGCUGCACAAGAUGCAAUGAAUCAAGCUACCAACGCAAGUCAAAAAGCUAUGGAUCACAUUUGCAAGACAGCUCAAGAUGGUGGGGAGAAAGCAACUGAUCAAACAACUGAAGCAAUGUCUGCCUUUGGAAAAAAAUGUUCAUUUAAGAAAUGAUGUAAUAAGCAAAAGAUAUCAGCUAUUGUAAAACCCAUGUUUGCCCUACUGUUCAAAGUUUGUGUUGAAAAAUGAAAAUUAUUUGAGAUUAUGGAUAAUUUACAUUGUUUAAACUUAAUUAAAAAACAUCAUGCAAAAUGCCCCACCUUAACAUUUAAAAAUAAUCCUGUGUAUUAUAUUCAUAAUCUCUUAUUCAAUAGGGAACAUGAAAGUCCUAAUAUGACUUAAGGAUUUAUCUCCUUCUUAUGGCAGUGUAAAACUUGUUACUUUGUAAAUUGAAUAAAAAUAGUAAUUCU
This is a messenger RNA of Gavialis gangeticus (Gharial), 1229 nucleotides long. It is a transcript of the gene ADIRF, whose product is annotated as adipogenesis regulatory factor. Gene Ontology annotation, cellular component: nucleus. Bases 703 to 933 code for a protein of 76 amino acids. The transcript is spliced from 3 exons. The record is from RefSeq and is a predicted model, not a curated record. Lineage: Eukaryota; Metazoa; Chordata; Crocodylia; Gavialidae. Gene Ontology annotation, biological process: positive regulation of fat cell differentiation.